GGUUGUGUGCGUUCAUCGGGAUGAUGCUGGUGGGGAUCAGCGUCAUAUGUGUGCCUUUUGCUAAGGAUAUUUAUGGGUUAAUCGCACCUAAUUUUGGAGUCGGAUUCGCCAUUGGGAUGGUGGAUUCAUCGAUGAUGCCCAUCAUGGGUUACCUGGUGGACCUGCGUCACGUCUCCGUCUAUGGCAGCGUUUACGCCAUUGCAGACGUGGCCUUCUGUAUGGGGUUUGCAUUAGGUCCGUCAGCUGGAGGCGCUAUCGCUAAAUCCAUUGGGUUUCCCUGGCUGAUGACGAUUAUCGGAAUAGUCGAUAUCAUCUUUGCUCCACUUUGUUUGUUCCUCAGAAGUCCUCCCGCCAAGGAGGAGAAGAUGGCCAUUCUCAUGGAGCACAACUGCCCGGUGAGGAAACGCAUGUACACGCAGAACAGCACGCAGCCAUAUUACGCCGCAGAUGAAGAGUCAGAGAGCGAUGAAUGAGCGGGGACUCUGCUUCGCAGCUAGUUGUUCGUACAUUUCAUUGUUGUAUCAUUGGUCUAACAGUGACAUAGUAACAAGCCAAAGGUCUAUUGUCCUGUCCUAGCAGAGUGGCGUUUCAUGGCACGGAGAGCGGCGCCUCCAUGGGGUGAGACUAUAAACAGCAAGUGCCAUUUAAUGAGCAUAUGUGGCACCCUGCAGACCAGGGUCCUACUGGUACAAUCACUGGUGUCGUAUAUGUGCAGGCAGUCUGACUGUGUCUUUAUUAUUGUGUUGGGCUGAACAGUCAGAAAUAUAAUGACCGCCAAGUCUCCAAUUAUCGCCGCGCUCCCCAGCUCGCACUCUCCGUGUAGACUCACACAUGAACGCCACCCGUUCUCUUGUAGCUAGGAUGUGUUGUACGAAAUCUACUCACAUUACCAACCGCCUUACUGGGUAACGGACACACAAGCUUUUCUAGACCCGUUUAUAUAAAUAUUGUUGAGAAACUUUAUUUUAUGUAUUUCAUUUUAUUACAUAUUAUGCAAUAUAUUUUUAACUACUGUAACUGUAAUGUAAAUGUGUAUAAAAUGAUUAAAACCCAAGAAUGUCCUGCGUCUGACUGUGUGACAAUCACUGGUGACCCGCGUCUGACUGUAUAUUAUCAUUGGUGACCCGCCUCCGACUGUGUGUGAUAAUUACUGGUGACCCGCCUCUGACUGUGUAGCAAUCACUGGUGACCCGCGUCUGACUGUAUGACAAAUGACAAUCACUGGUGACUGCGUCUGACUGUGUGACAAUCACUGGUGACCCGCCUCUGACUGUGUGUAACAAUCACUGGUGACCCGCCUCUGACUGUAUAUUAUCAUUGGUGACCCGCGUCUGACUGUAUGACAAUCACUGGUGACCCGCCUCUGACUGUGUGUGUGACCAUCACUGGUGACCCGCCUCUGACUGUGUGUAACAAUCACUGGUGACCCGCCUCUGACUGUAUAUUAUCAUUGGUGACCCGCCUCCGACUGUGUGUGAUAAUUACUGGUGACCCGCCUCUGACUGUGUAGCAAUCACUGGUGACCCGCGUCUGACUGUAUGACAAAUGACAAUCACUGGUGACUGCGUCUGACUGUGUGACAAUCACUGGUGACCCGCCUCUGACUGUGUGUAACAAUCACUGGUGACCCGCCUCUGACUGUGUGUAACAAUCACUGGUGACCCGCCUCUGACUGUAUAUUAUCAUUGGUGACCCGCGUCUGACUGUAUGACAAUCACUGGUGACCCGCCUCUGACUGUGUGUGUGACCAUCACUGGUGACCCGCCUCUGACUGUGUGUAACAAUCACUGGUGACCCGCCUCUGACUGUAUAUUAUCAUUGGUGACCCGCCUCCGACUGUGUGUGAUAAUUACUGGUGACCCGCCUCUGACUGUGUAGCAAUCACUGGUGACCCGCGUCUGACUGUAUGACAAAUGACAAUCACUGGUGACUGCGUCUGACUGUGUGACAAUCACUGGUGACCCGCCUCUGACUGUGUGUAACAAUCACUGGUGACCCGCCUCUGACUGUGUGUAACAAUCACUGGUGACCCGCCUCUGACUGUAUAUUAUCAUUGGUGACCCGCAUCUGACUGUAUGACAAUCACUGGUGACCCACCUCUGACUGUGACAAUAACUGGUGACCCGCCUCUGACUGUGUGUGUGACCAUCACUGGUGACCCGCCUCUGACUGCGUGUGACAAUUACUGGUGAUCCGCGUUUGACGGUGUGACAAUAACUGGUGACCCUCCUCCAACUGUGUGACAAUCACUGGUGACCCUCGUCUGACUGUGUGACAAUGGCUGGUGACCAG
Bufo gargarizans (Asiatic toad) is the source of this 2292-nucleotide messenger RNA. RefSeq names its product synaptic vesicular amine transporter-like. Bases 21 to 473 code for a protein of 150 amino acids. Lineage: Eukaryota; Metazoa; Chordata; Amphibia; Anura; Bufonidae. Gene Ontology annotation, molecular function: serotonin:sodium:chloride symporter activity. Gene Ontology annotation, cellular component: terminal bouton; synaptic vesicle membrane. The record is from RefSeq and is a predicted model, not a curated record. Gene Ontology annotation, biological process: transmembrane transport; aminergic neurotransmitter loading into synaptic vesicle. The transcript has 5 exons.